CCGCCGCGCGAGCCUUACGGGGUUUGAAUGCUGUGGACGGUUAACGGCUGCCCGAGAGCGGCGCGUUACGUUGCCCUUAAUGCCGUUACGUUUGGCUUCGUGUAGCCCAAACCCUGUUGGUUUUUGUCUUCUCUUUUAGUUCCUCUGCGCGCUGAAAAAGCUUACCUUUCUGUCAGAGCGGUGGGGUGUAAAGAUAGUCGCCAUCUUAAGUAAUUUGCGGGGAUGAUUACCAAAUGAGAGGCGAUCUUUCAGAUUUCAGCGAGCUAGGUAAGCGCGGGUGCACUGGACUGUAUCAGAGCAGGACCUUCCUCUUAAGGCCGGGUUUAUCUCCCACCGCUGCCUGAUGAAAGCUCGGAAGCCGUGCAGACGAGCGACGAAUGUAGUCCGAAUAUACCUGCCUACUAGCGUCCCGCUGCCCUGCCGCUCAGCCUUACACAGCAGCUCUCUGGAGCCAAGGGCUGGUUUCAGCUUCGUCGUCAACUUUCAGCAUGAGGGAGAAAACUGCCAUUUCGGAAAUGACGAGUCCAUUUCUUCUAAAAAAAAAAAAAAAAAAAAAAACAACAACCAACCCCCAGAACUCCCCAGCCAUCUAAGCAUUUGGAUUACUUUAUGUAACUAGAAGUUUAAAGGUUGCAAGAUAGCAAGCAUUACUGCAUCAUGUGCUAUUUCUCGAAAAGAGGACAAAUGAAGAGAAAAUGGGAAGAAAGACUGAAGAAAGUGGAAGAACUAGCGUCUCGCUAUGAAAGAAACCCUCUUCCUCCAGUUUAUAGACCAAAACUGUCCAAACCCUUUCUGCCAUCCUCUGUUUGGAAAAUAUUUUGUCGGCAGGCUGAAGCUUUUGAUUAUGUAAAAACCUGCAAAGAGGAUGUUCAUGUAUUUGCCUUGGAAAAGAACACACAAAGUGGACAAAGGUUUUACCUUGUGACAACAUAUAAAGAGCUUUGGUUUUAUUACACUAAAGGUUAUAAAACAAGUCUUAUGCAUUGCUAUGAAGUAAUUCCUGAAAAAGAUGCUUGCAAACUUUAUUUUGAUUUGGAGUUCUACAAACCAGCAAAUCCUGGUGCAGAUGGCAAGAGUAUGGUUGCAAAGUUAAUUGAGCUUGUCAGCCAAAAAUUAAAAGAACUUUAUGAUGUAAAUUGUUCAGCCAAAGAUGUCUUGAAUUUAGAUUCCAGUACUGAUGAAAAAUUUAGUCGACACUUAAUAUUUCUACCCCAGAAGACUGUAUUUAAGGAUAAUAUUCAUGUUGGUAACUUUGUGAGAACCAUUUUGCAGCCUGCCAUAAGGUUAGUGGAGAGUAAAGCUGCUGCUGUGAUUCCAGAAGGAGUAGGACAUGUUUUCCAGUGUUCUGCAGAAGGAGUUGGAUUAGGUGGUUCUCUUACAAACCUCACAGCUGUCGAACAUGCUUCCAAAGGCUGGCCAGCCAUUGCUUGCAAAACAAAGGAUAUGGAAACAUCACACCAGGAAGAAAAUUCAGAAUUUUCCUUUCUGAUAGUCAAUGAUAAAGAAGGCAACAAGCAACUUUUUGUGGAUCUAGGAGUUUAUACAAAGAAUAGAAAUUUCCGGAUGUAUAAAUCAUCAAAAGCAGGAAAAAAUGUGAUUCUGAAGAUAGCAGAGGAUAAUAAGUUUGUCCCUAACUGUGAAGAGAACAUUUCCUUGGAAGAAGCAUAUUUUCUUUCCUCUUUGAUCUGCAACAUUAGAGCGGGUCACGACACAAAAGUUCUGUCAUCUGGCUUUUCAGAGGAGGAGAGAAAAAUGUCUGGUUUUUUAAACCGUAUAACUACCAGAAGCAGCAGAGAAUCCAUUGAAGGUUAUCAGGAUUCACCAUAUCCAGAAAUAGAUUAUUUUGUUCGUUCUUUGGUUAAUAAAGAUGGGGUCCAAGGAGGGAUACGGCGAUGGAAUUAUUUCUCUCUCGAAGAAAUACUUGUAUAUGAUAUUUCUGGUUACCGCUGGUGUGAAAAUAUUGGAAGAGCUCACAAAAGUAACAACAUAAUGAUUCUGGUAGAUCUAAAGAAGGAAGUCUGGUAUCAGAAGUGUCAUGAUCCAGUCUGCAGAGAAGAAAACUUCAAAUCACAAAGUUUUCCAUUACCACCUAGGAUACGUCUCUCGUUUCUUUUCAAAGAGGAAGAAGAGUAUACACUAAUGCAUGAAAAGGGGAACACAGAAGAAAAAGUAAAACCACCUUCUAGUACAUUAGGCUUGUCAAAAAGCUCAAUAUCUCUAGAAAAAAGCUUGUCUCAAGACUUCCUGUUGUCAGACAAUGAGUGGAGCAAUGCAAGCGAUGAUGCCUGUUUCCUAGAAGCUACCGAAGAUGUGGAACUAGCUGAAGCUGCAAAUGAUAGUCUGAAUUAUGCCAUGGAAGAAAUUCCUGAUGAAGUUCUUUCAGAAGCUUUAAGGAAACAGGACACUUGCAAUAAAGGCGGCAGCUAACCACAGCCUUGGCUAGCAAACAGAGUGCUAGCACUGAAGCUUGCAUCUCACGUGCCUUCUGUGAAAGAUACUACAAUGUAGUUCAAAAGCACUCUUCCAGAGCUGUAAGACAAAGAACUGAGUAAUGGCUAACAAACAGGUAUUCUCACAACUGGCUGAUCUUCAACAAGCAUGAGGAGAUCAUGGCAGAUUACACAAGGGCUGAAGAGUGCUGGACUGAAAACUCAUCAUGAAUGCUGCUUCAAGUUUAGUGCUUUUAACGCCCUCUGCUGUGUGGUUUCUAUUUUGUUAGUUGUGCGUCCAAGUUUUACCGAUAAGCCAAGUAAAAUAGAUGACUUCCAGCAAUGGGAGGAAAUUAUUUAUUUCAAAUACAAAUGUAAUAAAAAGAUUUGUCUAUCAA
This is a messenger RNA of Aquila chrysaetos chrysaetos, 2827 nucleotides long. It is a transcript of the gene PRIMPOL, whose product is annotated as primase and DNA directed polymerase. Gene Ontology annotation, cellular component: nucleus; mitochondrial matrix. Gene Ontology annotation, molecular function: chromatin binding; DNA-directed DNA polymerase activity. The record is from RefSeq and is a predicted model, not a curated record. Bases 658 to 2427 code for a protein of 589 amino acids. Lineage: Eukaryota; Metazoa; Chordata; Aves; Accipitriformes; Accipitridae. The transcript has 15 exons. Gene Ontology annotation, biological process: mitochondrial DNA replication; error-prone translesion synthesis; response to UV.